Molecule: messenger RNA, 3863 nt
Organism: Schistosoma bovis
Lineage: Eukaryota; Metazoa; Platyhelminthes; Trematoda; Strigeidida; Schistosomatidae
Source: the annotation of a GenBank genome assembly
AUAAUAAUAAUAAUAAUAAUACUUCUAGUUUGUAUCCAUGUAAUAUAAAAGAAAACAAUGAUACUAAUAGUAAUAUUAUAAUAAAACCCAAUUCAAAUGAGAAUGUAUCAACAAUGUUAAUGACAUCAGAACCAUGUUCAUCUAUAUUUUUUGAACGUAAACGUAAUAGUUUCGAUUGGGAAUCACCAAUAUGUAGUUUUAAUCAACAAACUCAAUUAAAUAAUAAUAAUUAUAAUACAAUAAAUUCAAAACAAACUAUAUUCAAAGGAAAUAAAUCAACUCAUCAUUCAAUAUGUUGUUGUUGUUGUAAUUGUUGUUAUUCAUCUAAUUAUAAUGAUUGUCAUUGUUCAAAAUCAUCCAUUAAGAAUAGUAAUGUCAAUCGUUUAAGUAUUAAUAAUAAUAAUAAUAAAUCAUCCACUUCGCAAUUGGAAACUAUUGAAACAUCUGAUAUUAUUGGUAUUAGACAACAGAGGAAAUUUUAUUCAUUUAAAUUAGAUCGUUUAAAAUUAGCCAUUAAACAUGAACAGAAAAAAUUCGUUGCUCAUCCACAUUGUCAACAUCUUUUAACCACCUUAUGGUAUGAUCAAUUACCUGGUUGGCGUAAACGUCAUCCAUUUACAAAACUAUUUCUUUGCUUUUGUUUCAUAAUUGCAUUGCCAAUAUUAGCUCCGACAUAUUUAAUUCAUCCACAUGGAUGUGUUGGCCAGCUGAUGCGAAGUCCAUUGAUAAAAUUUAUUAAUCAUAGCGCAUCAUUUGCAAUUUUUAUAUUCCUACUUUUGAUUGCAUCAACUGAUACAUUAACGAAAACAGAUUUACAAAGACGUAGUGAAAUUCGUGGACCAGAUCCAAAUGUUAUUGAAAUGUUAAUAUUAUGGUGGGUAAUUGGAUUUGUAUGGAGUGAAAUGAAACAAAUAUGGGAAGAAGGUCUUAAAGCUUAUGUUCGUCAAUGGUGGAAUUGGUUAGAUUUCUUAAUGCUUGGACUUUAUUUGACUACUGUCGCACUUCGUGUUGUUGCAGUCAUAUUACGCAAAACUAAUCAAUAUGGAACAGAACCAUUACCACGUAAUCAAUGGCCUGAAACAGAUCCAACUUUACUCAGUGAAGCAUUAUUUUCUAUUGCACAUAUAUUCAGUUUUGCAAGAAUUAUAUUUCUAUUUCAAAUUAAUGAACACCUUGGACCAUUACAAAUUUCACUUGGAAAUAUGUUAAUUGAUAUUACAAAAUUCAUUUUCAUCUUUCUCUUAGUAAUUUCUUCCUUUGCUUGUGGUCUUCAUCAAUUGUAUUAUUAUUAUCUUUCAAAUGAAGAAGACAAUAGACCACGUGCAUUUAGUUCACUUGUCAGUUCAUAUCGUACAUUAUUUUGGCAUUUAUUUGGAAGCAGUCAAUCGGGUAAUUUUGAAGUGACGUUUGUAAAUAAAACCAGCGGUGAACGUGAACGUAUGGAAUCAGCUAGAAAUACGAUGGUUGUAGGUGAAAUCCUACUAUUAAUUUAUCAUGCGAUGGCAAUUAUAGUCUUAGUAAAUAUGUUAAUUGCUAUGAUGUCUAAUUCAUUUCAAACUAUACAGAAUCAUGCAGAUACAGAAUGGAAAUUUGCUCGAAGUAAACUAUGGGUUGGUUAUUUUGAUGAAGGAUCAACGCUUCCACCACCAUUGAAUACAAUUAUAAGUCCUAAAUCUAUAAUCAGAUUCUUAUGUGGUAUAUUUCAUUUUAUAAUCUUAUUAAUAAAAAAAUGUCGAAAUUGUAAACUGUCAAGAAAUACCAAUAGUAAUAGUAAUAAACAUAAACAGACGAAAUUAAACACAUUGAAUCUUCAUUCAAAUCAACAAAAUAGUCAAACAGAAUGGGAUAUUGAAAUUCAAGAAACAAAUACAAAUGGAAUUUUUUCCAAUCUUGAUGUCGUGAAUAAACAAAAACAACAGUCUAUAAAAGAAACGAAACAAAGUAAACGAAAAACCUUUUAUCAGACAGUUAUGCGUCGACUUGUAAGAAGAUAUAUACAUCAAUCGAAGAAAACAAUGAGACAAGAUGGAGUGAAUGAAGAUGAUCUAUUGGAAAUUAAACAGGAUAUAUCAAGUUUAAGAUUUGAAAUACGUGAAGAUAGAAAACGGGAAGUUGUACGUGCUGUUUGUCAAUUAGAAAGUUUAAAACAAGAACUUGUUGGUGAAUUAAGUAAACAAAAUUCAAUAUUACAAAAUAUUCUCUUACCGAAUAAUGUUGCUACCGCUGCUUCUUCUUCUUCUUCUACUAUUACUACUACUAAUACCACUACUCCUAUCACUACAAAUUGUACAAUAUCAUCUUAUCAAAAUGCAAUUACUUCUAUUCAACAAACACUACCGAAAUCUGAAAUUGAAUUACCAUUAUCAGUCAAUAUUCAAAAAAAGCAUUCAUUACAACAUUAUAGUUCAAUGAGUAAUACUACUGAUCAAAUAUUAGAUUCAAUGAAUUCUAAAAUAAAAGAUUCUAAAAAGAAAUAUUCAUUAAAUUAUGAUAAAGAUAUUAAUUAUUUAACAAAAAUGAAUGAAAUAUUAUUUGAUUAUUCAUGGUUACCUAAUAAACAUAAUAAAAUUAAUACAGUUAAAGGAUUAUAUAUAGAUGAUUGGUAUCAAUUUAAGAAUGAAAUCAAAAUUGGAUUAAAAGAAGAACUCGUUUCAUUAAUUAAAAAUAAAUAUUUAAUAGUGAAUAAUGAAAAAUUAUUAAAUGAAUUAGAAACUACUAAUAAUAAUGAUAUUAGUAAUCAGAUUGUAUCAACAUCAUACAAUUCAUUGACAAAUGAAAAUAAAUUAGAUAUUAUUCAGAAUAAAAUUUGUAAUAAACAUUCUGAAAAAACAUUUCCAAAAUUUACACAAACAAAUUAUAACUUUAGAAGAAAUUCUAGACAGAAUGAUAAUAAUACUGAAGAAAUAAAACUAUCACAUUCAAAAUAUCCAGACAAUAUCGAAGAGAAAUCAUCCUGUUCAACAUUCAAAUUAUCAUCAUCAUCAUCAUCAUCACCCCCGCGAUCAUCUGUUCCAAACGAGACUCUAUCAUCAGCAUUAAUACCAUCGUCAUCAUCACGAUCCCAUGAUCAAUACCUUAUAGCUAGUACAAAUAAAGCAAUGAAAAAUGUAAACAUAUCAAAUACCUCACGUAUUAUACCUACUGUAUCACCAACUCCGACUAAUAUCACUACUACUAAUAAUAGUAGCAGUAGCAGACAUCGUAACAACAAACUACCAAGAGACGAACAUAAUAUUGAUAAAAAUGAAGGAAUAAUCAAAAUCUAUGAAACUUCUAAUAUCCAUUACGAAGAUGAUAGUAGUAGUUCAACAAUUAGGAAGUGAUCAUAUAUUUUCUGUCAUAAAUCAAUAAAUGAUUUUAAAAGAUUAUUACCAUUAUUAUUAUUAUUUCAAUAACGAUCAUGAUCACCUGUAAACAACAUCUAUUUUAUUUUCAAUUAUUAAAAGAGAAAUUUUUCUGAAAAGAAAAUAAAGCUGAAUAUUUAUUAGCUAUAAGAAAUACUUCAAAGAUAGAAUUCUAUUCAUUGUAUCCUGUAAAAUAAUUUAAUACACAAACUUUAAAGAUUCUUCUCAUUUUUUUAAAAAAAAAACAAAAGAAAACAAAAAUGGGAUACUACAUUGAUAAAUAUUAGUUUGUAUAUUUUACAGACUAACAUAAAUGAAUCUACCUUAACAGUAUGAAAAAUUAAAAUAAAACGCCCGAAUAUAUAACAAUAAUUUACAUAAAUUACAUAUAACAUAAAUGUUUCAUUUCAAUUAUUCAUUUAUAGUAUGAUUAUUUUCUUUAUCAAAGUAAUAUAAUAGAAACAGAAAAUUAAUAAGAAACUAAUGAGCGUUUUAAUGUAAUAAAUAAAUAAAUAAAUC